This is a messenger RNA of Lepisosteus oculatus (spotted gar), 10192 nucleotides long. It is a transcript of the gene cspg4, whose product is annotated as chondroitin sulfate proteoglycan 4. Gene Ontology annotation, biological process: anatomical structure morphogenesis. The record is from RefSeq and is a predicted model, not a curated record. Lineage: Eukaryota; Metazoa; Chordata; Actinopteri; Semionotiformes; Lepisosteidae.
AGAGACGUUGUCGUAGCGGCGCUCUAACCUCAACUGGAAACAAGUUCUCUGAAUGGAAAAUGAUAGCUGGAGUUACAUGCUAACAUGAAGUCCCCGUGUUUCGCUCUGUGCUCUCUGUUGCCACUGCUUUUUCUGGCAGGGCCCAGCUUUGGAGUAUCGUACUUUGGAGCAAGUUUCUGCAAGAUCCAGGCUGUCCAGGAUGUCACAUCAUUCCAUCUCUCACUGCAGUUUCAAACGGGAAAGCGCAGUGGCCUCCUCUUUCUGGCUGGAGGAAUCUCAGACUACCUUGUACUAGAGCUCCGGAAUGGCAGGUUACAGGCACGUCUGGACAUGGGAUCUGGUGAAGUGGCUGUUUCAUCUGCUCUUGGUCUACAGCUAAAUAACUUAAUGGACCACCACGUGACACUAACUUUACAAGAGACCAAUUUAACUAUGGUGAUUGAUGAAAUUUUCCCCAGUGUUGUUAUGCUCCCCGGUAUCAAACAGGAUCUCAACAUUGAUCUGGGAUUUUACUUAGGUGGCAAAGGGAAUCUUGAGCGACCUUACCUGGAAGAAUCUGUCCCUCAGUUCCGGGGCUGCAUGGGGAAUGUACGCUUUGAGUCCAAUGACUUUGACCUUUUAUCAGCAGAGCAGCCUACAUGCCAUGAGACUAAAGAGGGCUGUAGCAGUGAAUUUCAGGGCGGCAAAGGGGAAGCUAUCAGUUUUAUUAGUGCAAAUUCAUAUUAUUCCUUGCCAAUAUGGAACAUGGUGGAUGGCCUGACUCUUGAGCUACUAAUGAAGACCACUAUUGAAAAUUCACUUUGUUUUUUUCAUCUUGAUCACCAGUCAAGAUUUAUAGGUUUGUGGUCCGUAGGAGGCUACCUCAAGGGUAUUGCAGACCUGGGAAAUGGAGUGGUUGUUUUGGACAACCCCUAUGUACAGAUGGAUGAUAAUCAGUGGCACAGAGUUAAAGUACAAAUACAUUCUAGUAUGUUCGAAAUCACUGUGGACAGUCAGAGCAUCAUGGUUCCUCUGAGUGGUUCAGAAAGCCUGCAUCUUACUGGAAAUGUAUAUAUGGGAGGUUUGGACGAGAAUGUAAAAGAUGUCCUUAGAAGCACUGGGAUGUUAUCUUCUUUCCAAGAUCAUUUGACACUAGAGUCUUUCAUUGGUUGUAUGGGUGAAAUAAAACUUAACCAACAAGAUAUAAGCCUGCAAGACAUUUCAGUUAGCAAAGAUAUUCAUGUAAGUUGUGAAGGUGAUGAAUAUGGUUAUGAAUAUGAAUAUGAUUUUACUACAACUGCACCCCCUGUUAAAUUUCAAUAUGUUGAAGAACAGCAUUGUCACCCUACAGCUGAUAUGCCAGAAAUCUUCCGCAACAUCACUAGGCUCCUUGAUAUCAGGUCUCUGACUGUUCCUGAAGGUGGGCAAGCCUUUGUGAACCUGAACAAUAUAAAACCUACUCUAGAUCUAACAGCAUUAGGCAUCAGGCAAUCCCAAAUAGUCUUCACUCUUCAGAGCGAGCCAUUGAAUGGUCAAAUGGAUUUAAAUGUUAUUAACAGAAGAACAAAGAAGUUUACUCUACUGGAUGUGGUCAAUGGAAAAGUCAAGUAUAUCCAUAAUGGUAUGGAAAGAUAUUCAGACCACAUACCAUUUGAUGUUGUGGCCCAUAGCUAUAGCUACCUUCCAGAAUGUUUGAAAACUCCUCAAAACUAUAUACUUCCUGUAGAGAUAAUACCCAUCAAUGAUAUACCUCAGUUAAGUGGAGGAGACAUCUUCAUCUCAGAGUAUGCACGGACACUCUUAACUGCAAAUCUUAUCAAAGUUGUGGAUACAGACACCAUUUGUGAUGAACUGAAGUUUACAAUUGUCUCGGGACCCAGCACUGAGGAAGGUAUUCUAGAAAAAGCACAGCAACCUGGUCAUAAUAUUUUGGAGUUUACAUGUAAGGAACUUAAAGAUGAAAACAUUUACUACGUCCACAAAACCGGCACUAUGGCUGAGCUGAAAAUACAGGUUUCUGAUGGAAGCUCAUUGAGCCAGUCAGCCACCCUCAGACUUUCAGCAAGACAACCUCAGAUCACACUUGUAACAAAUACUGGCCUCAUUCUUUCUCAGGGUGGGGCUUCAUUGAUUGGAAUCCAUAAUUUAGCAGUGUCUUCAACACCACAGAAUGGGGACAUUAUGUACAAUGUGAUUGAGGAUCUCCAUUUUGGAGAACUGCAGAUUCAUACAAUUAAUGGGGAAUGGAAGCAAACAAACACCUUUCGGCAAUCUGAUUUACAAAAAGGACAUUUGAAGUAUGUCAGUACAGAUACUCACAAUUAUGAAGACAUUAUGGUAGAACGGGUCAAGUUUGAUGUACAGCUAGGUCGAAUAAUUCUUAGCAACAACACUAUGUUGAUCAAGAUCAAGCCAUCUGAAGUAACAAUUUCUAAGCUGAUCCCAUUACAAAUAGAAAGUGGAGAACAAAAGGUUAUAAAACAAACAGAACUUGAGGCUGCUCUAAAGGGACGAAGUGUGGAUUACAAUUCUUUGAAAUAUAGGCUUUUGGAAGCUCCAUCUAAAGGUACUUUGUCACUAUUUGGUCGAGACCUUUCAAAAGGAGAUUCAUUCAGUCAACAAGACCUAUGGAAUGGUCAUCUCAUCUACAAAGUAAGGAUCCGCAGAACAGUAGACACAGAAGAUAAGUUUCAGUUUCAAGUGUUUGUUGAAAACCAGUAUUCACCUGUGUAUACCUACCCAAUUAAGAUCCUAGCUGAUCCAAAUGUACCUGUCCUAACAAAUGAAAGACUGACUGUUUUGGAGGGUGGAGAGAAUUACCUGACUAAGGAGUACCUCUGGGUUCAGACUAGAAAUGUGACAGAUUAUGUAUAUAAGGUUAUCCAUGGUCCUAACCAUGGUAAGCUUAUCAGAGAUUCCCCACCUGGAAUGCCUAGAUUUGAAGGGGCAAUUAAGGUGUUCAGUAAUGAAGACUUACUGUUACAGAGACUUAUAUACAAGCAUGAUGGAUCAGAGAGCAAUGAGGAUAAGUUUAAAUUCCUUAUUCUUGAACAAACCACAGACAGCUCAACAAUUAAUGCCAUGUUGCAAGAAACAUUAAGUGGAAUGUUCAGUAUAUCUAUACAAUCCCACAAUGACCAUGUACCACUCCGAGUAGUCAACAGGACUUUCAAUGUGGUGAGAAAUGGACAGCGUUUGUUAACCACCGAUGACAUCCUAUUCAAGGACGAUGAUUCGGACUUCAAUGACACCCAGCUGGUCUAUGUGCGCAUGGGCAUUCUUUCUGGGAAUAUUGUGUCGGCUGAAGAUGUCUCCCAGCCACUUUACCGCUUUACCCAAGCUGAUCUUAGGGAUAAAAAGGUACUCUUUGUGCACCAUGGAGCUGAUCGUGAGAGGUUUCAGUUGCAGGUGUCUGAUGGUUUGCACAAAACAACAGCUUUGCUGGAAGUUCAGGCUAGUGAACCAUACCUCCAUGUCGUUAGUAAUACCAUGAUUGAAAUUGACCACGGUGGGUUUAAGACCAUUGACAACACUGUCUUAAGUGCAGAGUCCAACAUGGAUAUUAGAGAUACAAGUGAGAUAAGGUAUGAAGUGACAACACCCCCAAAAGAUGGAAAGAUUACUGUUAGGGGAGAAGAGACCACUACAUUCACUCAAGGAGAUUUAAACAAAGGAGAAGUGUCAUAUCAGCACAGUGACAUAAGCCUCAGGUCAAAGGACUCCUUUGGCUUCACAGUAAAAUCUUAUCAUUUGUCUGAGGAUGGUGUUUUCAAAAUCAAGAUCUUUAAGCAAGGCUACAUGUCUCAACCACAAAUAAUCAACAAUGAGAAGAUCUACUCUUUUGAAGAAGAAACGACUGAGAUAAAACAAGACAAUCUUAAGGUAGAACAAGAUGACAUCCUGCCCUCCGAAAUGAUGUAUACUAUUAAAGAGCCUCCCCGCCUGGGCCACAUCGUGAUGUUGAUCAAUGACUCAGAGAGCACAGCCACACCCAGCCUUCACUAUAUCCACACCUUCUCCCAGGAGGACAUCAACAAUGGACGCAUCCUUUAUGUCUCCACACCCAUCCAAGGCAGUGAUUGGUUCACUGUGGAUGUCACCAACAGCUUCACCGCUGUGGAGGAUCUCCAGAUCAACAUUGAGAUCCUCCCCAGAAUGGUUCCCUUCCAUGCCAGAAAUAUCACUCUUAGGGAAGGUGGGUCAGAAGCUUUGAACCAGGACAUCCUCAAUAUUUCCCAUCCUUUCUACAGCACUACCAAUAUUGACUUCAUUGUGGAAGAGCCUCCUCAACAUGGUGCCAUAAAGUACUGGGAACAUGAGGACAACAUAGGGUUUUUCACUUUGGAUGAGGUGAAAAAAGGAAAGAUCUACUACCUGCAUGAUGGCACUGAAACUACAUCAGAUAGUUUCAAUCUCACUGCCACAGCAUUUGAAAUUCAGAGGCAGAGUCUACCAGUGACCAUCACCAUUACUGUGCUCCCAGUCAAUGAUGAACCCCCAGUAGUGACAGUCAAUGGUGGUUUGGAGCUUCGAGCACAUACAUCAGCUAGAAUUACUGCCAGUGAGUUAAAUACAGAAGAUCUGGAUACCCCUCCUGAGGAUCUGGUGUAUUCUAUUGAACCACCUACCAAUGGGUAUGUGGCACUGGAAUCAUCACUCAACAACACCAUCCGAGGCUUCACACAGGCACAGAUUAAUAACGGCCAAGUCGUUUUUGUUCACAAAGGUGCUCUCUCUGGGAGUUUCAGUUUCAUAGUGACCGACACAGAGCACACCUCUCCUAAGCAUCUCUUCUCCAUUACUGUAAGGCAGAUCACCAUCACUAUGGAAGCAAACAACGAGCUCAUUGUGUAUCCAGGAAUGAGGCAACCAAUCACAAGCCAGAUACUGAAAGCAGUGACAACUGAUGAAGCAGAGGUGAUAACUUAUAAUGUAACAAGAGCACCAAGGCUGGGCACGCUUAUCACAACCACUCAAAGCAACGAAUUCAAGGAAGUCUCCAGUUUCACCCAAGCAGAGUUGCAGAAUGGAUCUAUCCUCUACCAGCAUGAGAUGCCCAGUGAGCCAUUUUGGGUCAUGCAGGAUUCAGUUGAAUUCCUUCUAUCCUCACAUACUGCAGAAGAAUUAGAGCACAUCCUCCAUAUUACAAUCACCUUCCAGGCACCAAACCUCUCCCAGGCAUCACAGCUUUGGAAGAAUGCGGGUCUAGAUGUCCUGCAAGGUGCAGCUACAACUAUUGAAAGUUCCAGACUAGAUGCUUCUAAUCUCUUAGCCAGUCUUCCGGUAUCCCAGAGAGAUUCUAAUGAUGUUGUGUUUGAGGUGAGGAAAUUCCCGGAGCAUGGGAUCCUUUUUCUUGAUGACCUAGCUUUGCCAUCGGAAUCACCAUAUUUCCUACAGGAAGAUGUGGAUAAAAAAGAGCUUAAAUAUACCCAUGAUGGAUCAGAAUUUUGGGACGAUGGCUUCUCCUUCCGAGUAUGGCUAAAGCCUCGAGAGAAAGGGCUAGUGGGGAUGUCGCAAACAAGUGGUAGCAUUAUCAUCGAGGAGUCCUUCAACUUCUCAAUCAAGCCCAAAGAUUAUAAACCACCACAGCUGGUGAUCUCAAAUACUUUUUUAGAGGUAGUACAAGGUUCUACUCUAGUUCUUACAGGGGAACACCUUAACACCAUCGAUGAAGACAAUAAGCCUGAGGAGAUCAUCUUUACUGUUACCAAACACCCUUCCAAUGGACUGAUUGCUGGCACACACACUAAAAGCCAAAUCACCAGGUUCACUCAAGCAGAUAUCAACACAGGCCAGGUGGCAUUUGUCAGUGAUGGGAGCCUGUCUGGUGGAUUCCUGGAAUUUACUAUAUCUGAUGGCAAGCACAUUACGUCUUCCUACAGACUAAACAUUGAUGUGUUGGCCAGGAGCCUAACUCUCACCCAAGCGGAAGAGAUGCAGGUUAAGCAAGGGGAUGAUGAAACAUUAAUUACAAGUCGUGUUCUCAAAACAACAACUGGAGGGCCAAGGGAAGAGGAGGUAAUCUAUGCUAUAACUGAUGGUCCAAAAUUUGCAACUGUAACAGUUGAUCACCAGUCUUCAUCUCGAUUCACUCAACAACAGGUUGAGGAGGGAAGGGUCAGGUUCCGCUUUGUGCAGUUCACUUCCCCAAAGGAUAGUUUUGCAUUUGUGGCAAAAACUAAAGCAGCCAAUGUCUCAGGAAUACUGAAUGUGACUGUAAAACCUUUAAUAACCCUACCAGAAGGUCCUUUUCUGCCUAGAGCAUCAACUGUUCUUGUAGACAAAAAAAUACUUGAUGCAUCAGAAUUAGCCAACAAAACCAAGAGUGUUCCAUUUUUCAGUAUAACCCAGCAACCACAAACAGCUAGGUUCAUGAAACUGGAUGGAAGAGGGGAGAAUCAUCCAUUACAGGCAUUUACUCACAAGGAUGUGGAGGAUGGAAGAGUAGCACUGGAGCUAUUCAACCAAACAGAAGCAGGGGAUCAACCUCACACUGAUAGAUUCAAUUUCCUUCUGAAAGCCAAUGGUGUCCCUCCUGCACUUGGUUCCCUGUCCUUCAGAACUGGCCCUUACAAUUCCUCUGUUACUUAUGAUGCAAAUUUACUCAAGAUUCCCCCAAGUCUCAUGGACCCUCUUACGACACCAGAAUGGAAAGAAGGGGACCUAACAAAUUCACGAAAGAGGCCUCUGGUCUCCACAGAGAACAACAUCUGGGCCAUCAUCAUUCCUAUCUGCAUUAUCAUCUUGCUCCUUAUUAUGGCAGCUGUGUUAGCAUACUACCUUGUUCGGCGUAACAAAACAGGAAAACAUGAGGUCCAGGUGCUCUCAUCCAAACCAAAAAAUGGGGAGCUCAACCAAGAGACAUUUCGUCAAACUGAUCCUGCCCAUAGUAUACCAAUGUCAAAUAUGGGUCCAACAGACUCGAAAGACGGGCUUCAGAGCACAAAAGGGUCAGACCCCGACCCAGAGUUAUUGCAGUACUGUAGGACAACUAACCCUGCUUUAAAAAAGAAUCAGUACUGGGUUUAAAGUCAUUCCUGGCCAAAAUGAAGGAUGUAAAAAUUUGACCUUCUCUGUGUCAUUCCUAACAGUGUUACAGAUCUUUAUCAGUCUUUACAGUUGGAGCAAUCUAUUUAUAUAUUAGCAUUUGGUGCUGUUUUGAACAAUUUCAGUACCCUUACUCAGGUUAUCAAAUUCUAUAGGUUUCAAUGAGUACGCAACUGAAUUGACUAAUGCAUUUAGUGACUUAGAUACUUUAUGAAAUUAUUUUUUCUUUUGUGAAUGAAAGACUCCAAUAGAAUUUUUUUUAAAAUAAACUUAUUUUAGACAAAUGUUCAUUAUGCAUGAGUAUAAAUCCCUUCAUUUGCAAACAGAAAACAUCUUUUGAAGGAAUCUAUUCAGUUUGUAAAUGCAUUUUUUGAAAAUAUUAUUUCUAGAAUGCUUACAAGGCACUAUUGCAUUUCAGAUACUGAUCUGCUUUGACUAGAAAAACUUUAAAAGGGCAAAUGCGCACAUAGUAAAUCAUUCAUAUCACUGUAUGGGACAACUAUAAAUGUUAUUUUGAAAAGCUACUAAAAGUUGCUUUAGUUCUCAGUCUAUAUGCAUUUAUCUCACUCAGACAUUUUGCUUUUAUUUGUUAACCUGUUCACUAACGCUGUGGUUCAUGCUUUCAGUUUCAUCGCUUGUUUCAUAAGACACAAGACGCAAAUCUUUAAUUUAUAACUUAUAUUUAACUCAGAGAACUCAGUCCUGUACUUCAGUCGAUCUUUUUCCCCUGAAGUCUUUCUGAAACCCACUGGACUGACUGCACUGAAAAGCUCAACAUUUGUAAAUACUAAUAAAAGGUUACUCACUGGAAUCUAAAUUAAAUACAUUCCCCUUGUUGAUGCAAACUAAGUAAUGUAAUUUAAUGCCAUUACAAGGCUUUUCUAGAAUACUGUUCAAUUACUAUGUUCUAUUGAACAUCUCCAGUUUUUUUCUUACACUCACAAUACAUUUAUCAGGAUAUUGUGUUUUAUGUGCUAGGUGGUCAGUUUAAUCUCUUUGUGUUUUAAAACAGCCACGUUUCAAGUGUUACAUCUCCAGACUUUGAAAAGGAAAGUGUAUGAUCACAUUUUUGUUUGUUUUUAUAUCAGGUUAAAUGUACACUAUUUAAGUUUAAAAAAAAUAUAUCAAUACAAGCAACAAAUAUUGGAAUAGGCAUAAAUAAAAUCUCUUUUAAAGCAUGUUUCCACUUUGUUUUGAGGAAUUCAGUUAAGAUUAAUGUUUUUAAAUUGUGGAAUUCUGAAAUGCUUCAAAACAUCAGAGAAUCGUGAAAUUAACCUUGACCUGUUGACGUCUGUCCUUGUUUUUGAUGGUUUUGCUGAAUGGUGAAUGCUGAAGGAUCCACAUUUCCACUUGUCCUAUGUGGUCACAUCAGCUAGACAUGCAAAAUUAUGCUUGUCUGGACAAUUGAAUUAAGGUACUAUUCUGACUGUCUUUUAAUCUGGCUGGUUAAAUUUUUACUGUAUUUUAUUCUUCAUACCAUUGUAUGCAUUAAGCAGUUUACAUUAAAAUUGCUAAUAUUUCUAUUCCUUCUUCUAAAGAACAGCUGUCUUUAUCCCGAAUCCUUACUCCUGGUGUGGAAUUUGCAUUCCAUGUUUUAUGCAAUAUCAUAAAUACAUUCAAUCCAAAAAUAAAUAUGAAGUUAAACAGUUUACAUUGCUCUACAUGGAGAUGCAAAGUCCACAAGUUAUGGCUUUUGGGUAAGGGGGGUUGAUUUUUUUUCUUCUGUUUUGCUGUGCUUUGAAGGAUCUAAGCCCUAAGAUGUAUAGUAUAGCUCCAAUACAUAUGGAAUCUUACUUACAAUUGCUUUACAAUUGAAGAAUAUAUUUGUAUUUUAGGUCAUUUGGAAAUCUAUGUUUUUAAGUUAAGGAGAUGUUUAAGUUUUUAAUUCAAAUUAGGCAAACUCUAGCUCACAAGUUUAACUUGACAUGUAUUCAAAUUUUAGGAAUGCAUCAUAAUUUAUGUAUAAUAAUAUAAUAAGUUGGAAAACAGUUACCAGCAUUAAUUAAGCAUGCAAAUGUUAAAUGAUAAGCAACAAUUGUCAAUGAUUGUGCUGCUCUGCAGGCUUUUUUGGUUUAACAUACAUCUUCAUAAACAGCAGUAUCAUUUAAGUACGUGGGCCCUAUCCUAUGUCACAAUAGUAAAGUGCUCUUUAGUAAGUCCUAACAAAAACAGGACUUGGUUGAAGUUUUGGGGAAGAUGAUCUUAAAGCCAUUGAGUAAUGUACUAAUUAACUAUGUAAUGAACAGAAUGGAGACUUUGGUGAAUUUUUUCCUUCAAAGAGAGGAGCAUAAACCCCUGUUCAACUCUACUUCAUCUGCUCUGUCUCAUGGGAAUGAUGAGUAAAUGUAUCAGUUGCUAUACAGUAUAUAAUUUGUAUAUUUAGAUCAAGACCUUUAAUGGUACUUUCUAUAUAGAGUACAGUAACUAUUGUGUCUAAAAAUAUAAAAAUGUACUUGUUUUGUACUCCUAUAAACAACUUUGAUGAUACAAGCCCUUUUGUCUGAUGCUUGGCAUUGGUCCACUUGGGUGCAUUUAUACUGUACUCUGAAUUGUUUUAUAUGUUUUGUAAAGGGGAUCUGGCUCUUGGGGUAGCUGGCAUAUCUUAAAUAUUGUGUUAUAUUUUUAUUCUAAAUAACCCUUAGAGAAAAUAGAAGUUUCAAUUGAGAUAUUUGAUUGGCAGUUGUAAAUUUCUGGUCAUGUAAAUAUAUAUUUAUAUCUAUUGACAGUGUCAAUGCUUGGUUAUACUAUAUAAACCCCAACUUAAAUAAUGCCAUUGCUUUUCAGUUUUAAACAAAUUACAGUUUUCCAAACAAACUUAAAUUACAAUAGCAGGAGUUCAAGAGAUGUCUAAGUAUUUUUAAUAUUGUCUCUUGUUCUAGAAUUGCUGUUUUUAGUUGGGGGUUACAGUCUCUUAUGAUUGAUCCUUUUUAUGAGGAGGACUAAAACAAACUCCAAUAAGAAAAUAUGCUCUUGAACAGUUUAAUACACACAAGCUUUGAAGCUGAAUAUUUAAUGGGUCACACCUUUGCAUCAUUAAAUUAUUAAAUGAUUUAAAGGAUACACCACAAUGUAUUCUACAUAUUUUGGAUAGAAGUAAUUGAUCAUUUUCAAAAUACAUCUUUACAUCAGAAACAUUGCUUUUGUUUUUGUUAAAAAGCUAAAUAAA